Molecule: messenger RNA, 4481 nt
Organism: Wasmannia auropunctata (little fire ant)
Lineage: Eukaryota; Metazoa; Arthropoda; Insecta; Hymenoptera; Formicidae
Product: zinc-regulated protein 8-like
Exons: 1
Coding region: 651-4028 (1125 amino acids)
Molecular function (GO): protein binding
Source: RefSeq, a predicted model, not a curated record
ACACUUACCCCCACACUCUUUCCUCUUACACGAUACACAGAGAGGCACACGUGUAACUUACAUCAUACACACUUGCACAACGUGCACAGAGGAACAAGUCAAUCAAUACUUGUCACUCAUAACACGAGUUGUAUUUGGACAUUACACGAUGACGUUGUAUAACAUAGAUUUUUCACUUAUUAGAACUUGAAACUCCGGUUGAGAUUGAGGCGCCUUGAUAGAAAAAAAAAUUCACGUUUUUGGAUUGAUUAGCUCUUUAAAGGUAGUUAGAGGUAUUUUUUUUGUUUUGUAGCCAGUAAAAAGUUUUCCAAUUCUAUUAGUACUUUCACAUUAUUGUAAUUUAGUAUUCAGUAAGCAAAUAGGAAGGAUCUAACAUUGAAACACCGACAGAAUUCAACUCGUCCUUCAUCGAUCGUGCUGACUUUCAAAUACAGCUUCCAAGCAUUCCGCGCCAUGAUAUUUUCGCCAUUACAUUCGCCCCUUUUUCCGCCACAAUCCCUUUUUAAUCGUACUUAUCGCGAAAUCAUUGCGCCGCCCGUAUAGAGAGGCGCCCGUGGCGAAAUUUCUAUAAUGCCGGAAACUUCACGAUCGCGCGGCAGUCGCCGGCCGCGAUUUCCUACGGAGAGAAACUCGCGGAACGCCGUAGGAAUAUGAAUAUGCAACCCGUGGCGACGGUGGGAAACGCCGAUCGACUUGCCAUCAAACCAGCCGUGACGAUCGGUAAUCCGAUCCUGGAAGCGUUCCCGGAGGAAGCUCUGCAGCGACGAAGAUUCCCCAACUCCAUGCUGCGGAAUAUCUCGGCGUACUUGAUAAAAAUUACGUCCAAAUCGAAGGGCAGUAACUCGCCCUGGCAGUACGUGGAAUUCGGUCGAUCUCGUAAUCCCGACGCGAAUUGCAGUAACGCCGAAGUUUAUCGCUCAACUGUUGACCGAGCCUUGUCGCGAUCAAGCGACCCGUCUCAAAUUCCGAGACCACGCAAGCUCUCGGAUAAUCUCGUGAGAUCUUUGCAAAUGAUCCAACACAACAAUAUUUCGCUGAAAAAUCUUCAUUCACUAUAUAUCAAUGAUCGCGAUAGAAUACGAAAAAUGCUGAAUGGAAGUAAUUCUGAUCGCUUACCGAAGAAGUCCAGUGUAUCCGAUUCAAACGCGACAAUUAUAAAUCUUUUACCCAGAUCCGAAAAGGACGCUACAGAAGAGAAUAUUUCCAAUUCGAAAAAUUCGAACAUCGGAAAGACCGUCUUGAAAAAUAAAGUAGAUCAUCAAAAUGGUGACGAAAUUAAGAGGAUAGAAACGAAAUCGGGAAAGAACAUGUUUAAUGCAAAUAGUAUAAAUAUAGACAUUAAUGCAAAAGCUAUACGUCGCUCUAAAAACGUCACUUUGAACGAGGGAUAUGAAAAUAUUUAUAAUAACGGAAAAAUUAGGACGAAAAAUAAUUCUUUAAUAACUCAAGGGAGAUCAAUCGACGCUGCUACUCCGCAGACUGAUACCGUGAUUUGCAAGUUUAUUACUGCCAAACACAUGGUGUGUCGUCAGAAUGAUUCAGCAGCCGCUAAAGUAUCGAUUAAGCCAAUUUAUAUGACAACUUCUGAAAUAACGACGGUGGCAAACGACGUUAAUAUUAAUCGGAAUUCUGGUGUGGAAGAUGUGAGCGGCGAGAGCAAAUCUCUUGGGAAAAAACAACGCAGGAGACACGACUUGGCUUACCAAAAAUAUCGCUACAAAUAUCCGAGGGAACUAAUCAUUUCGUCUACGAUAAAACCGUCGACAGAAUCCGCGCGGACUUCAACAAUAUUAGAAAGUACCUCUUCGAAAAAUAUUAAUAAGUACGGAGUAACCGAGACUUGGAAGCCGGAAAAGGGUAAUUUGACGGAAGCUGUAGCGGGAUCCAUUAAUUAUAAUGUAUUAUUCAACGAAAUUUACGGGCAACGGAACUCACGAGAAUAUUACAUUAAAACAAAAAAUAACAAUCUGGAUAGUAAGAAAGAUAUUUUUGGACAUAAAGUAAGAAAGAACGGUAAAGUCUCAAAUUAUUAUAAUGAGUAUCCGAAACGCCGCGUCACGCAAUCUAAAAGAACAGCCUCCGUGACUGUGAGUACGAAUAAAAUCGAAGGGUAUACUGCGACGAAUAUGGAAUACGAUCGAGCGCAGAAAGCAGCUUCGUCUGUUUCAGAAAGAAUGUCCGCGACAGAAAAAACGAGCAAUAACUAUUUCUCGAUGAAGACAGAAAAAUUGCUGUAUGAAUUAAACGCGCCGGAGAUUGAAAUACGUCCGUACUUUCCGACAAUCAACGAUGUCGACGUAACAUCAAAUCUUUUAACUUCAAAUCAUAACGCGAUUCAGCAAAAUCGAGGUGAUGAGAAGUUUAACGAAACGCAUAGGCAGUCGAAUAUUUCUUCCGAAAAAUUUUACGAAAAUGACGAAAACUCGAUACGAAGUGACGACAGGAUCGAUUCCGGAUUAGUAAAUUCCGACGAGACGCUGGAAUCGAUAACUACGGAUGAUAGCACGCGCACGAUGUCGAAGGAAUCCAGGGAGACUCUGGAAGAAGAAUCAGAGGUUGAUUUCGAAGUCGUGAUAUUAAACUUGACGACAACGAGGGCACCCGAGAUCGUCACGCGGGAUACAAACGAAUCCAGGGAGAGAGCGUCUACUGAGAGGCACGGCAAACGCAAGCACAAAAGUCAUCAUAAUGGUCGUAAGAACAACAGGCCCAAGAAGAAGAGGAAGAAGAAUCGCGAUGCGAAGCGUAAGAGGAAACCGACAUCGACCGUCGUCGCUUGGAGGGCCGACGAGCUGACGAGCGUCGAUUAUGGCAACGCUUAUAGUACAGAGCCGGCGAGGACGUUCUCUCAUAAUGAUCCAAGCUACGACAAAGCUGAUGGUAAUCGUAAUACGAGCACGAGUAGAGACUGGUAUCUUACUGAUGAAAUUACAAUGGAACCUUUUAAGACAGAAUCCUCUACCGCUGAUGAGUCUGUCUCGAAACAUCCUACGGAAGAUAGCAUUUACGAUGGACUUCAAUCGAAAGGAACAACGAAUGUGAAUCUUGUCACCAGUAGCACCAUAUCUCAUUCAUCAACGGCGUCCAAUGAGAAAGUUUUCAAAAAAUGUAAAGUACUAAUUACAACUACCACUGACAAGAGCAUCUGGAGCUGGUGGGCAAAUGAUAAUAAAAAGACAGACGAAGAAUCAACUGAGUGUGAAGACGAAGACGUUACCUCGUCUCCGACCACAAGUGAUUCGGCAGAAGAAGAAACAAGCUAUUCUUCUACAUACGACACGAUAUCUAAAUCAAGCGGCACAAUUUUUUCCUGGGAAUAUUCAAGCACAGAAAAUAAGAAGAUAAGCAGUGAAGAGACGAGUACAAUAUACAGCACGAUUAAGGAUGGAGAAAAUGACGACAAGAAAGGCACGACAGGUAAAUCGAUCUUGAAUGAAGAAAGCGAUGAAAACAGAAAUGAAGAGACACCCUCUUGGGAUCGGGAAAGUACUACGCGUUCCGUAAUCGGAGGCACUACGCACGGCGUGAAUUCGGAUCUCGAUAGCGAGGAGGAAGAAGACGCAACGGAGAAAUCGAUAUCCGGCGAAGACAACGAAAUCGACAACGGCCUCGUGGCGAUCACGGAGGAUUACGAGAUCGACAAUUGCAACAAGACCCAGCACGCGUGCGACAAGUACACGUGCAUCGACGAGGACCAGGUCUGCGACGGUAUCGUGGACUGCCUUAACGCCAAUGACGAAACCGACUGUGAUUACAUAUACUUCAAGAGAUUUGAGGAGCAUCAGAAAUUCGAAUUUAAAAAUUGGAGCGUCGAAGAUUGGAAUGCAAACAGACUGGAAACUAACAAACUCACCGAUCUCACCUCGAACGUUAUCGAAGACACGUCGCCCGACGGAUGCAGCCGUUACGAGCAUCCUUGCGACGGCACGUGCAUAGACGCGCUGAACGUCUGCGACGGCGUGACGGACUGCCUGGACGGUACGGACGAGGCGAACUGCACCGAAGGUAUUCCCCAUGUUAGAAAAUAAUAAUCCUGCGAGAGUCGGCGUCGACGGCCCUUCGUAGCCCCUCACGCUGUAAAAAGUUUCUCGCCUGCGGGAACGUACGUCUGCACGUGAAUCUCAAGAAAGCAUGACGUCAUUUCGGGCCUGUCAUCUUCGCUGUACAGAGAAAUGGCUUUGAAGAUGUCGAAGUGGCUUAAUAUGUGGACGUCCUUGGGAAACUGCCGAGAUCUAUUGCGGCAAAAAAAAGCUCGGAAACACUAUUUCCACGGCUAUAUAUACAUAGAUACUUCGUUCUACUUCGUUUAAGCUGUUCUUAUCUGAAGACUCGCAGAAGACUCGCUUCUCCGCCGCGCUUCUGAAAAGCAACGUUACGACGUGCGUUGGAAAUCCACAUCGUCUAUGUUUACGCAGCUUUGGGGAACAAAUGUGUUAACAAACGAAUCGCGGAUAAAUAAUAAUUUUGCGUUCAAUGUAAAA